This is a messenger RNA of Staurois parvus, 311 nucleotides long. The record is from the annotation of a GenBank genome assembly. Lineage: Eukaryota; Metazoa; Chordata; Amphibia; Anura; Ranidae.
GGUUCAUCAUGUCUAACACCACCCCGGACGCCUGCAAUGUGGACUCGGAUCUGGACGGCGUCCUUCCUCCAUCCCUCUACGCCGUGGUUUUUGUGGUGGGUCUUCCAGCCAAUCUGUUGGCGCUGUGGGCAGCCUGGCUUCAGGUCCGUCAAGGUAAAGAACUAGGAGUGUAUCUGCUGAACCUCAGCCUGUCUGACCUCCUCCUCAUUUGUGCCCUUCCCCCGUGGACAGACUAUUAUCUGCGGCGGGACGUGUGGGGCUACGGCCCGGGGGCCUGCCGACUUUUUGGAUUUGUCUUCUACACCAACCUG